AUUGUAUCGAUAAAUCCGCGGUCACACUGAUCUCUACCGGCGCAUUUUUUUCACCCAGGCGAAUUGAGAUAUAAACAGGCUAUUAUUCGGAAGCACAUCUAAAUUCCCGAAUAAAUCCGCAUAAAUAUCGACAGGCGAAUAGUCAAGAGCAGAGCAGAAGCACCAGCAGGCAGCAACUGUUUGGCAAUGGCGAACAACAACUACGCCGGGUUCAACUAUGGCGGCACCCAAUACAAUUCGGGACAGGUAUCGUACCCGGCGGUAACCAACGCGACUUAUGCAAAUGCGGCGGCCUACCAGAGCGCUGCUGCGGCUGCUGGCCAGGGCGGCGGCUAUGCAGCAACCGGGUCUGGCUCUGGGUCUGGGGGUGGCGGCAACUACGGUGGCUAUGGCGAAUACCGCAACCCCACGUCCUACGACGGCAGCAAGACAUUCUACCAGCAGUCUCCGGCCAGCUACAACGCGUCCGGGCCAGCAGCAGCAGGCAGCAAGACGCACUACUCGGCCCCGCCCGUCAAGAACAACGCCAAAGGUGGCAAAAUGGACAAAUCCAACGGCGGACCCAAGCCCCCCAACUCGGCUCCUCCCGGAGGUCCAGGUAACAAUUACAGUGGCUACGAUUCGGCCGUCUACAAUGCGGCCAGCAUGUAUGUGAACCAGCAGCACCAGGGCGGUCCACCGAACAAGCCAAACGGCGGCAACAACUGGUAUCCGCGCAAGAUGGGGCCCGCCAUCCCAGGACCACCGGCAUUGCGUGGCCUGCGCCCAAAGGCUCCGCCACGACCGCAGCAGCUGCACUAUUGUGAGGUGUGCAAGAUCUCCUGUGCCGGACCGCAGACCUAUCGCGAGCAUCUGGAGGGACAGAAGCACAAGAAGCGAGAGGCCUCGCUGAAGAUGUCUGCCAGUGCCACGAGCACCACCCAGAACCGUGGCAACAACUACCACUGCGAGCUGUGCGACGUGACGUGCACGGGCACAGAUGCCUAUGCGGCCCAUGUGCGCGGAGCCAAGCACCAGAAGGUGGUGAAGCUGCACCAGAAGCUGGGCAAGCCCAUACCCUCCGAGGAGCCAAAGAAGUUGGGCAAGAUUAACUUUGUGCCGGCGGCUGUUGGAGGAGCUGCGGCUGCACCUGCGGCGGCUGGCACUGGAGCUGCCGCUGCAGCGGCGACCCCAGCAAAGACUGAAGGGGCCGAAGAGAGUGAGGCGGCGGGUGAAGCUGCCGCCGCAGCUGCGGCUGCCGACAACUUGGAUGACAAUCAGGACGACUCUUGCGGCGAGAACACAGACAAUAUAAAGCCCGUGGGCGGCGAAUACAUCGAGGAGGUCAAGGACGACGAGCACAAGAUACUCAGCUUCAACUGCAAGCUCUGCGACUGCAAGUUCAACGACCCCAAUGCCAAAGAGAUGCACAUGAAGGGGCGCCGCCAUCGCUUGCAGUACAAGCGCAAGGUGCAGCCCGAUUUGGUUGUGGACUUCAAGCCUACCCCACGGCAGCGUCGACUGGCCGAGGCCAGGGCGCAGCGCGCUCUCAUGUCGCAUCGCGGCGGUGGCGGUGGCGACGAGCACGAGGGAAGCGGCAACUACUGGGAGGAGCAGCGCAAUCGCCAGUAUAACGAGGAGUACGACUACAAUAAUUGGAUGUCGCGCAGCUUUGGCGGUGCCCAGCGCUUUGGGCGCAUUGGGAGCGGGCCACCACCGCACUUUGGCAUGAUGCCGGGCGGCAAUUUGCGUCGCCCCGAGAGCACAGACGAUCGUCAUGCCAUUGCACGCCAUGCCGAGAUCUAUCCCAAAGAGGAGGAGCUGCAGACAAUUCAGCGCAUUGUCUCCCACACGGAGCGUGCGCUCAAGCUCGUGUCGGAUGCGUUGACCGAUCAGCCGAACGAUCCGGCCGCUGCGGCUGCCAAGAAGGAUAAGCCAGACAAACCCUCGGAGAAGGACGGACGCGAUAACCAGAUCUUUUCGUUCCACAAGGACGCCGACAGCGGUGGUGUGGUGCGCAUACUGAAGGGCGUCAUGCGGGUGGGCUACCUGGCCAAGGGCCUGCUGCUCCAUGGCGACAAUGCCGUCGAGCUGGUCGUACUCUGUGCGGAGAAGCCAACGGUGGGCCUGCUCCAGCGGGUGGCCACCAAGCUGCCCGACAAACUCAAGGAUGUGGCAGGCGACAUGCAGAUCACCUACCGCGUGGAGGUAAAUGCCGACGAUGCAGCCGUAAUUGUGCUGGAUGAGACUGUCUCUGUGAAGAUUACACUCACUUCGCCCUUGCUGCGGGAGGGUAAUGUGGCCGAGGUUCCAGUCAAGCAGGAGGAAGGCGAACCGGCUACCACUGGCGAUGCAGAACUGCUACCCCGCGAGCCAUGUUUGAGGGCACUGGCUGACUUGCGGCACGCCAAAUGGUUCCAGGCCAGAGCCACUGGGCUGCAAUCGUGCGUCAUGGUCAUUCGCAUUUUGCGGGAUCUCUGCCAGCGCGUGCCCUCGUGGCAGGCACUGCCGCAGUGGUCUUUGGAAUUGCUUGUGGAGAAAGUUAUCUCAUCGGCUGCCUUUCCCAUCUCUCCCGGCGACUGCAUGCGUCGCAUUAUGGAGGCAUUGUCUUCCGGCUUUCUGAUCAACGGUCCGGGACUGCUGGAUCCCUGCGAGAAGGAUCCGACCGAUGCGCUGGUGGUGCUCAGCAAGCAGGAACGCGAGGAUCUCACUGUGUCGGCCCAGCAAUUCCUGCGCUUCAUUGCCUUCCGGCAGAUCUUCAAGGUGCUCGGCAUGGACCAGCUGCCAGCCAUGAAGUUUCCCGUGCGCCCGUGGCGCAUCAACCGCAAGCGUCGCCGCUCGUCGGGCAAGGCGGGCGCCUCCGGCACCGAGGCCGAGGCUGCUGAGAUCGAGGAGACCGGCUCCGAUGAGAAGGUACCCAAGAAGGAUGGCGCAGGCGCCUCUGCCGCUGCCGCAGCAGCUAGCUCGCCCGCUUAAGCGGCGGCAUUAAGAUUUAUACGUAGACGGCUACUAAUAUAUAAACACUUUUUCUCAAUUUAACCGCGCGCGUAUAGCGCCACCUAACUAUAAACUAACUCUAUCUCCAUCUCCACGAGUAUUCACACCAAUUGCGGCUCAUCGUUAUUGGGCAGGAGUAAAACAUGUCCAACAUGCUGCCCAAUUGGCAAUUAGAGAUUCCUUCCUAACCCAUAGAAGUAGCCCCCAUCCCCCUCAAACCCUCAAACACCUAACUCAACUUACAAUAUCUACCGAGCAUACAAAUUGUAUUUUUUCUAGACUUAGGCGAGUGGAAUGCAAUAUUCAAUUUGGAAGUGGAUACAUAACGGUCCACGCAUACACACACAUGUUUCCAAUAUAACAUACAAAAUCGAAACAAAUUUUAAUAAACCAUAUAAUGAUCAAAUACUAUAAA
Molecule: messenger RNA, 3391 nt
Organism: Drosophila subobscura
Lineage: Eukaryota; Metazoa; Arthropoda; Insecta; Diptera; Drosophilidae
Gene: Zn72D
Product: zinc finger RNA-binding protein
Exons: 6
Coding region: 187-2955 (922 amino acids)
Cellular component (GO): precatalytic spliceosome
Molecular function (GO): double-stranded RNA binding; single-stranded RNA binding; zinc ion binding
Source: RefSeq, a predicted model, not a curated record